Molecule: messenger RNA, 448 nt
Organism: Cuscuta campestris
Lineage: Eukaryota; Viridiplantae; Streptophyta; Magnoliopsida; Solanales; Convolvulaceae
Source: the annotation of a GenBank genome assembly
UACACCAUUAACAUCAUAUUUUCACUCCUUAAUCCAAAUCUACUUAGUUCAUCUCUCGUUUUUCAAAAGCAUCUCAAUCAUGGCCGGAGGAAAGUCCAAGAGUAAGGCCUCCAAGAAGAAGACCGUCGCCAAGGCCACGAGCUCUGCGCCUCAACCUUUCCCGUACCUGGACGGAUCCUUCUUGGAGUUCGGGUCGGAAGAGGAACUCUCUCGCUUCAUCACUUACUUUGCCAAGCGCCCGAUCUCUCUGCCCCGCGUGCUCCCGGAGCUGUACCCUCAACAAAAGGGGUACCACGACCUCGACAAUCAACUCAAAGAGUCGGGUCUGUGGCCGUUCGUCUCCAGAAGCCGUCAAUCCUUCAAUCCCGCCUAUGUUCGGGCCUUCUACUCCAAUCUCCGCCGGGACGGGGACACCAUCCGGAGCAGCAUCAAUCUCUAUGACAUAGAG